GUUCAGAUUUUGGUACACAAUGGCUGUUUGCGUAGCGGUUAUCGGGAAAGAUAAUUCCCCGCUUUACAUCGGUGGGAUUGGUAAUGAUACGAGUACAGAUAAUGAACUGUCGCGCCAAUGGUUGGUACACACUGCUCUGGAUGCUCUAGAGGAAAGAUUGGCCACGACGAAUGCCAAUAAUGCUACUGCUAGUGCUAAUGCAGCCCGAACAGAUUUACGUGACCUCUAUCUUGGACUACUUUAUUCUACAGAUACACAUAAAAUUUACGGCUAUGUUACAAAUACAAAAAUAAAACUUGUACUUGUAACAAGUUCUACUUCGCCCAGCGGUAGCAAUAUAAGAGACGCUGAAGUUAGAACUGCUUUACGUAGACUUCAUGCGCUCUACGCUGAUGCGAUCUGUAAUCCAUUCCAUUUGCCUGGCGAUCAAAUCAUAUCUCAGAAAUUCGACAAGCAAGUAAAGAGCUUAAUGUUAAAUAACGUCUAAAACUGAAAGAAGUGCUAGAUGUGAGAAGAAGCGUGAAGAUGAGCUCAGUUUCUAUUCUCUUUGAUUUAUAUUAUUUAAGAAAUUAAAUAUUAGGUUAUAUUUAAUCUUGUAUAUGUAGCAUAUAAUUUGUUGUAAUCGUUAUUUCAUUAAAUGCUUAGUAAAUAAAACAAUAUUGAGAUAAA
This is a messenger RNA of Vanessa atalanta (red admiral), 669 nucleotides long. RefSeq names its product trafficking protein particle complex subunit 2-like protein. Gene Ontology annotation, biological process: endoplasmic reticulum to Golgi vesicle-mediated transport. Gene Ontology annotation, cellular component: cytoplasm; TRAPP complex; nucleus. Lineage: Eukaryota; Metazoa; Arthropoda; Insecta; Lepidoptera; Nymphalidae. The record is from RefSeq and is a predicted model, not a curated record. The transcript has 4 exons. Bases 20 to 487 code for a protein of 155 amino acids.